UUGGAGAUUAUCCUGAAGUGUCAUACGCACCAAUGACGUACUUUCCCGCCAAAAUGACCCUUCCCGUGGUGCACCGGUAAGAUGACGGGAUCACGUGUCAGCAGGUUUCAAAAUGGCGACGGCGAUGUACCUGGAGCACUACCUCGAUAGUAUUGAGAACCUGCCCUUUGAGCUGCAGAGGAACUUUUCCCUGAUGAGGGACCUAGACCAGCGAUCACAGGAUCUUCGAGGUGAGAUUGAGAAGAUGGCCGAGGACUAUGUCUCUGAUGUAAAAGGUCUGUCCCCUGAGAAGAGAGUGGAGCGACUGAAGAACAUUCAGAGUGCUUUUAAUAAGAGUAAGGAAUUUGGUGAUGACAAGGUUCAGCUGGCCAUGCAGACCUACGAGAUGGUUGACAAACACAUUCGGAAGCUUGAUGCAGACUUGGCAAGAUUUGAAGCAGAAUUGAAGAACAAAACUGUGGAUUCUCCCACAGUGGAUCCAGGACCAUCAGGAAAAAGCAACAAACGAGGUAAAAAGCAAGACAAGACCACCAGCAAGAAGGGUUCACAGAAGAAAGGUCGCUUGUCAGAUGAUGAGACACCUAAGCUGAACAAAAAGAAGCAGAAAACAUCACAUACGAAAGUGGAAGCUGCCCAGCCUGUUAUUCUGCCAUCCCUCCCGGUGGCGUUCACACACCCAUCAGAUGUGCUGGACAUGCCAGUGGAUCCCAACGAGCCCACAUACUGCCUUUGUCACCAGGUGUCAUAUGGAGAGAUGAUUGGAUGUGAUAACCCUGAUUGUCCAAUUGAAUGGUUCCACUUUGGAUGUGUGGGUCUAACUACAAAACCCAAAGGGAAAUGGUUUUGUCCAAAGUGCACCAUGGAGAGAAAGAAGAAGUAAGGAACCAACUGAAAUGUAUCCACCAGCAAACCUUCAUAUGCAGACACUGGAAACUUGACAUAACCAGUGAUUUAGAGAUAAGAAUACAUCGUGCCAUAAGUUGAUAUUUGAUGACACCCUGCAUGUAGGUAGCCAUCACAAUGGGACACGCCACUGGCAGCAACAUCACCAUGCUCUGUGAUGGGGAUCUGCAAAUUGAUGGUGGUUGAAGGUAGUUCCAGGUAUAGAAAUAAAGAUUUUACUGGUCAAAUGAGUAGGUAGGGAUCCUGGCAGUUUUGAGGUGGAUGUGACAGGAAAGGGUCUCUACUUUCUCAUCAGGGCUGAAAAACUAAGUUUUGUGGUUAUCAGGGGAUGUAAAGUUGGGACUUUUUGUCCUACUCCAGGGGUUUCCCCACUCGGUAAUGGUGCGGUCAAGAGGUCAAAGGUUGUUUGGGCCAGCCUUGAAGUUGGCGCCGUUAGAUCCUUGGCCACAGGUGUAUUUUUGGACAGCUGAGGUGUUUGAGGGCCAGUAAGGUCAGAAUUUCAGAAAGUUGAGUUAUUAACAGUUACUUUCUCCUCCUUUUUGUAUAGUAAUCCAUUGUUUAAGGGGCAUUCCACUCCGGAACCGAGUGUUACAUGUAUCUUCUGAUGAUAUUUUUGGGGAUACAAAUGCACCCGACUUUUCGCAAAGUUACCGCAUUUGUCUUUUCGACAAGAAUCCAUGUACCUCCAUACGGACCUGCUGCUAAUGUACUGUGCCGUAACAUUGUACUGUAACAUUUAGGAAGGUACACAAAAACUUUGAAGAUUAGAGACCCCUGGAAUACAGAGAUUUUAUGUCCAUUCUGUUAUCUAAAACCGUAGGGGAAUUCAAGAACUUAUUCGCUACAAUGUUCACUCUGCAUGUAGGCUUUGUAACCAACUUAACGUAAAUGUGACCAAACCAACUUGAUUGAAGCCUAACUAUUUAUUCUCAGAGGAAUCAAAAAACCCACGUCUGGAGUGGAAUGCUCCUGUAAGAGGCUGUAUAUUGAAUGGCCAUCGGCUGACCUGAGAACUGUAAACUUUAAGACAAAACAGGAAAAUGGAUGGGAUAACAAGAUUGGAACAGACAGUAAAUCAAUAUAUUCAUUAAGUGGUGAAGUUUGGUCAAAAUGGCACUU
Molecule: messenger RNA, 2022 nt
Organism: Branchiostoma floridae (Florida lancelet)
Lineage: Eukaryota; Metazoa; Chordata; Leptocardii; Amphioxiformes; Branchiostomatidae
Product: inhibitor of growth protein 4-like
Exons: 8
Coding region: 113-880 (255 amino acids)
Biological process (GO): regulation of DNA-templated transcription
Cellular component (GO): nucleus
Source: RefSeq, a predicted model, not a curated record